This is a messenger RNA of Haliotis rufescens (red abalone), 7238 nucleotides long. RefSeq names its product zinc finger protein-like 1. Bases 102 to 1106 code for a protein of 334 amino acids. Gene Ontology annotation, cellular component: Golgi apparatus. Lineage: Eukaryota; Metazoa; Mollusca; Gastropoda; Lepetellida; Haliotidae. The record is from RefSeq and is a predicted model, not a curated record. The transcript has 6 exons.
AGACUUGGCGAGAAUUCCACGCUGUAAAUAACAUGGCGGCUUGUGCAAAGUUGACGUAGUUGUUCAUAGGAUUUAUUUGAACGCUGUAACAUUUUUAAAUUAUGGGGUUGUGUAAGUGCCCGAAACGGAAGGUUACCAACUUGUUCUGCUUUGAACAUAGAGUGAACGUGUGUGAGAACUGCUUAGUGACGAAUCACCAACAGUGUAUAGUGCAGUCGUACCUUCAGUGGCUCCAGGACAGUGACUACAGCCCGCUAUGUCCGCUGUGUCAGCAGGACCUCGGCAGUGAGGAGGUGGGCCAGUGUGUCAGACUGGUCUGCUAUGAUGUGUUCCACUGGGCUUGCAUCAACCAAUAUGCCCAGCGCCUCCCCGCCAACACUGCCCCUGCUGGCUACACCUGUCCCACCUGCAGGGUGGGGAUCUUCCCCCCUACCAACAAUGUGUCCCCUGUCGCUGACCAGCUCAGGAACAUGCUCUCCAAGGUCAACUGGGCUCGCGCUGGGCUGGGACUGCCUUUGAUCGAGGAAGCAGAUUUCCCACCUCCAGCUGCGGCGGCAGGCUCUGAUGAUGCUCCGUCACUCCGAGCAGAGGCAACUCUUGCUGCCAGCCCUCCCCUCUCAGCUGGCCCCAACUACUCACGCCCCAGUGCACAGGUCAGCCCCUACACCAGCACCCCCACCAUGGCCUCCGCAGCGGCAGCCCCCGGGCACAGCGUCAUCGGCGUGGAUGCAGGCACAUCCGUCAGGGGGCAGGACAGAGCUUCCAGUUACGGAAUUGAUCCGAGGAAGUUGUUUGACACCACGAAGGGUGAUGAAAUAUUCAACAUGUCACAUGACCAUGAUGAAGACAAGUACAAGCGGAGAUCUGCCUUCAACUGGAUGGCCCGCUGGUUUAAGUCUGUUGACAAGAAGAAGAAGCGUGACCCGAAUGCUGUCCGGAAACGUUUCUUCCUGGUACUAGUUCUGGGCAUUCUGGGAUUCAUCACCUUCAUCAUCAUCAUGUCCAAGCUGGGUCGCAACGCUACCGACAACGAUCCAUUCCUUGACCCGCUAGCAAACCCCAACAUUAAAGUGAAUGAGAAGGAAAUAAUCGUUGGCAACGACUGAUCUGUGGGGUAGAUGCUAAGUGGUCACACAGACACUGUGCCAUGAUGGACGCGGUCACACUGUGGCAGGAGGGAGGCCAUGGCAGGGGGGGGGGGGGGGGGGGGAGGAAGAGAGGAGGCGGCAUUUCCUUGUUGCCAUAGCACCCUGCUGUUGUACAUACAUGCUUAUUGUUGACUACAGGCCUUAUCUACAGACUUGUAACAGAGGCUGAUGUAUCAGGGGGCAUCUUGGAGUAACCUGGCAGGGAUGCUGGGGAGACCAGGGACCAGUGUUUGAAGGGGAACUGAACUAUACGUUUCAGUUUGCAAACAUUUCAUUUCAGAUGACUUAUUAUUAUUUUCUCAUUCUCUAACUCUUUCUUAACAGUCAAUGAUGGUAUGUAAAUUCAUGUAUAGUUGUAGAUAUUUGAAUGUUGUGCAUCAUGGCUGAGCCUCCUUGGAACAAAGACAAACAUGUACUCAUCUGUUACCAUGUACUCAUCUGUUACCAUGAUGAUGUUAGGGAUGUAAUAAGGAAACUUCCGGGGGCACUGAUUUAUGUUACCAUGUACACAUCUGUUACCAUGAUGAUGUUAGGGAUGUAAUGAGCACUUCCGGGGGCACUGAUUUAUGUUACCAUGUACACAUCUGUUACCAUGAUGAUGUUAGGGAUGUAAUGAGCACUUCCGGGGGCACUGAUUUAUGUUACCAUGUACUCAUCUGUUACCAUGAUGAUGUUAGGGAUGUAAUGAGCACUUCCGGGGGCACUGAUUUAUGUUACCAUGUACACAUCUGUUACCAUGAUGAUGUUAGGGAUGUAAUGAGCACUUCCGGGGGCACUGAUUUAUGUUACCAUGUACACAUCUGUUACCAUGAUGAUGUUAGGGAUGUAAUGAGCACUUCCGGGGGCACUGAUUUAUGUUACCAUGUACACAUCUGUUACCAUGAUGAUGUUAGGGAUGUAAUGAGCACUUCCGGGGGCACUGAUUUAUGUUACCAUGUACACAUCUGUUACCAUGAUGAUGUUAGGGAUGUAAUGAGCACUUCCGGGGGCACUGAUUUAUGUUACCAUGUACUCAUCUGUUACCAUGAUGAUGUUAGGGAUGUAAUGAGCACUUCCGGGGGCACUGAUUUAUGUUACCAUGUACACAUCUGUUACCAUGAUGAUGUUAGGGAUGUAAUGAGCACUUCCGGGGGCACUGAUUUAUGUUACCAUGUACACAUCUGUUACCAUGAUGAUGUUAGGGAUGUAAUGAGCACUUCCGGGGGCACUGAUUUAUGUUACCAUGUACACAUCUGUUACCAUGAUGAUGUUAGGGAUGUAAUGAGCACUUCCGGAGGUGCCAAUUUAUGUUACCAUGUACACAUCUGUUACCAUGAUGAUGUUAGGGAUGUAAUGAGCACUUCCGGAGGUGCCAAUUUAUGUUACCAUGUACACAUCUGUUACCAUGAUGAUGUUAGGGAUGUAAUGAGCACUUCCGGAGGUGCCAAUUUAUGUUACCAUGUACACAUCUGUUACCAUGAUGAUGUUAGGGAUGUAAUGAGCACUUCCGGAGGUGCCAAUUUAUGUUACCAUGUACACAUCUGUUACCAUGAUGAUGUUAGGGAUGUAAUGAGCACUUCCGGGGGCACUGAUUUAUGUUACCAUGUACACAUCUGUUACCAUGAUGAUGUUAGGGAUGUAAUGAGCACUUCCGGGGGCACUGAUUUAUGUUACCAUGUACACAUCUGUUACCAUGAUGAUGUUAGGGAUGUAAUGAGCACUUCCGGGGGCACUGAUUUAUGUUACCAUGUACACAUCUGUUACCAUGAUGAUGUUAGGGAUGUAAUGAGCACUUCCGGGGGCACUGAUUUAUGUUACCAUGUACUCAUCUGUUACCAUGAUGAUGUUAGGGAUGUAAUGAGCACUUCCGGAGGUGCCAAUUUAUGUUACCAUGUACACAUCUGUUACCAUGAUGAUGUUAGGGAUGUAAUGAGCACUUCCGGAGGUGCCAAUUUAUGUUACCAUGUACUCAUCUGUUACCAUGAUGAUGUUAGGGAUGUAAUGAGCACUUCCGGAGGUGCCAAUUUAUGUUACCAUGUACUCAUCUGUUACCAUGAUGAUGUUAGGGAUGUAAUGAGCACUUCCGGAGGCACUGAUUUAUGUUACCAUGUACUCAUCUGUUACCAUGAUGAUGUUAGGGAUGUAAUGAGCACUUCCGGGGGCACUGAUUUAUGUUACCAUGUACACAUCUGUUACCAUGAUGAUGUUAGGGAUGUAAUGAGCACUUCCGGGGGCACUGAUUUAUGUUACCAUGUACACAUCUGUUACCAUGAUGAUGUUAGGGAUGUAAUGAGCACUUCCGGGGGCACUGAUUUAUGUUACCAUGUACACAUCUGUUACCAUGAUGAUGUUAGGGAUGUAAUGAGCACUUCCGGAGGUGCCAAUUUAUGUUACCAUGUACACAUCUGUUACCAUGAUGAUGUUAGGGAUGUAAUGAGCACUUCCGGGGGCACUGAUUUAUGUUACCAUGUACACAUCUGUUACCAUGAUGAUGUUAGGGAUGUAAUGAGCACUUCCGGGGGCACUGAUUUAUGUUACCAUGUACUCAUCUGUUACCAUGAUGAUGUUAGGGAUGUAAUGAGCACUUCCGGGGGCACUGAUUUAUGUUACCAUGUACUCAUCUGUUACCAUGAUGAUGUUAGGGAUGUAAUGAGCACUUCCGGGGGCACUGAUUUAUGUUACCAUGUACUCAUCUGUUACCAUGAUGAUGUUAGGGAUGUAAUGAGCACUUCCGGGGGCACUGAUUUAUGUUACCAUGUACACAUCUGUUACCAUGAUGAUGUUAGGGAUGUAAUGAGCACUUCCGGGGGCACUGAUUUAUGUUACCAUGUACACAUCUGUUACCAUGAUGAUGUUAGGGAUGUAAUGAGCACUUCCGGGGGCACUGAUUUAUGUUACCAUGUACACAUCUGUUACCAUGAUGAUGUUAGGGAUGUAAUGAGCACUUCCGGAGGUGCCAAUUUAUGUUACCAUGUACACAUCUGUUACCAUGAUGAUGUUAGGGAUGUAAUGAGCACUUCCGGAGGUGCCAAUUUAUGUUACCAUGUACACAUCUGUUACCAUGAUGAUGUUAGGGAUGUAAUGAGCACUUCCGGAGGUGCCAAUUUAUGUUACCAUGUACACAUCUGUUACCAUGAUGAUGUUAGGGAUGUAAUGAGCACUUCCGGAGGUGCCAAUUUAUGUUACCAUGUACACAUCUGUUACCAUGAUGAUGUUAGGGAUGUAAUGAGCACUUCCGGAGGUGCCAAUUUAUGUUACCAUGUACACAUCUGUUACCAUGAUGAUGUUAGGGAUGUAAUGAGCACUUCCGGGGGCACUGAUUUAUGUUACCAUGUACACAUCUGUUACCAUGAUGAUGUUAGGGAUGUAAUGAGCACUUCCGGGGGCACUGAUUUAUGUUACCAUGUACACAUCUGUUACCAUGAUGAUGUUAGGGAUGUAAUGAGCACUUCCGGGGGCACUGAUUUAUGUUACCAUGUACACAUCUGUUACCAUGAUGAUGUUAGGGAUGUAAUGAGCACUUCCGGGGGCACUGAUUUAUGUUACCAUGUACUCAUCUGUUACCAUGAUGAUGUUAGGGAUGUAAUGAGCACUUCCGGAGGUGCCAAUUUAUGUUACCAUGUACACAUCUGUUACCAUGAUGAUGUUAGGGAUGUAAUGAGCACUUCCGGAGGUGCCAAUUUAUGUUACCAUGUACUCAUCUGUUACCAUGAUGAUGUUAGGGAUGUAAUGAGCACUUCCGGAGGUGCCAAUUUAUGUUACCAUGUACUCAUCUGUUACCAUGAUGAUGUUAGGGAUGUAAUGAGCACUUCCGGAGGCACUGAUUUAUGUUACCAUGUACUCAUCUGUUACCAUGAUGAUGUUAGGGAUGUAAUGAGCACUUCCGGGGGCACUGAUUUAUGUUACCAUGUACACAUCUGUUACCAUGAUGAUGUUAGGGAUGUAAUGAGCACUUCCGGGGGCACUGAUUUAUGUUACCAUGUACACAUCUGUUACCAUGAUGAUGUUAGGGAUGUAAUGAGCACUUCCGGGGGCACUGAUUUAUGUUACCAUGUACACAUCUGUUACCAUGAUGAUGUUAGGGAUGUAAUGAGCACUUCCGGAGGUGCCAAUUUAUGUUACCAUGUACACAUCUGUUACCAUGAUGAUGUUAGGGAUGUAAUGAGCACUUCCGGGGGCACUGAUUUAUGUUACCAUGUACACAUCUGUUACCAUGAUGAUGUUAGGGAUGUAAUGAGCACUUCCGGGGGCACUGAUUUAUGUUACCAUGUACUCAUCUGUUACCAUGAUGAUGUUAGGGAUGUAAUGAGCACUUCCGGGGGCACUGAUUUAUGUUACCAUGUACUCAUCUGUUACCAUGAUGAUGUUAGGGAUGUAAUGAGCACUUCCGGGGGCACUGAUUUAUGUUACCAUGUACUCAUCUGUUACCAUGAUGAUGUUAGGGAUGUAAUGAGCACUUCCGGGGGCACUGAUUUAUGUUACCAUGUACUCAUCUGUUACCAUGUACAUGUGGAGGCCAUGAACUUGUUUGGGGUUUUCAAAGGUAAACAGUGUUAUUCCCUGUGUGUACACCGAGGGUUAGGUUAGGGUUAGUGUUACGGUUGGGCAGAAAGUGCUCACAACAUGCAAAGCACUUUUUGUAAUGCUCCAUGUUGCUUUCACUACUCAUGACCCCCACAGAUACAAUACUGACCCCCGCAGAUACAAUACUGACCCCCACAGAUACAAUACUGACCCCCACAGAUACAAUGCUGACCCCCACAGAUACAAUGCUGACCCCCACAGAUACAAUGCUGACCCCCACAGAUACAAUGCUGACCCCCACAGAUACAAUACUGACCCCCACAGAUAUAAUACUGAUCAGUGAUUAAAUAAAUCGACUAUACUUGUUGUAAGAGGCAACAGGAUCAGGUGGUCAGGCUUGCUGACUUUGUUGAUGCACGUCAUUGUAUUCCAAUUGCGUGGAUUGAAGUUCAUGAUGUCAGUCACUGGAUUUUCUGGUCCAGACUCGAUUAUUUACAGACCGCAGUCAUGUAGCUUGAAUAAACAACUCAUUGGUUGUCAGUGUGGUAGACACAGGUGUCCGGUGCUUCCUGGAUGAGAUGAGUUGUUGGAGAUGAAUGUACAGACUAGGAAAAUACUCACCAUGCUAUCCCAGACAACCACAACAUUGCUGAAGGCCAUAAGUUCAUUUGUAUUGGAAGACAGCCAUCAUGGGCAUUCCUGUCAGUGAAGUUAGAUUUCUCCACUUGACAAGUCAAUAUGUCAUCUUCAAUGCAAUGCCUACAUUUGUUAUUUUAACCAGCACUGCAUGUUUUUACACUGUUACCAUGGUGACAUCGUGAAUACAGUCUCUCUUCUGUUUUUAAUUUAUUAUGGAUUAUGUGUGGAAUUAUGUUCAGUGAGAAUGGUAUGCUGGAUGUUGUGAUGUCAGUGUAGUGUGUACGUCUUUGUUGGCUGGCUGGUUUCAUGUUGGAGCCCUUCUGUUUACAUAUGCAUAAUAUGUAUUGACGAAAUUGUUACCCAACUUGUUUGAACAUCGGAAUGAUUUUGUUUUUUAGAGUACCUCGGAAGUGUUGUAACUUUUUUUGGUAACAAUCAAAAAUCAACAGCUGUACUGUAUCACUGAAACUGGAGACUUCAUUACUAAAUCAGCAGUGACAGCCGUCGUGGAUGUCAGAGACUGUGUUUAGUGAGCGUGUAUUUCUGAUUCAUGUUCACCCACAUUGCUGUGAGAGCUUGUGAGUUUACUGGAGAUUAUCGUACAAUACAUGGUUCAGCCCCACAUGUGUUGAAUCAUAUUCACACCACGGUGGAAAUGUAACCAAUUUCACAUAGUUGUUUAGGCAUGUAAAAUUAAUCCUGUAAAACUUGAGUAAGAUCUAAAAUUUCAAAAAGGGAGGGUGAAAUGUAUGCUACACUGACAUGUGCCUCUUGGUUAUUUACAUAUGAAUUUGUGUUUGUAUAUUUAAAUACUGUUUGAUAAUAAUUGUUUCUUCUGUAUAAUAUGUAAAUAACAAUGGGAGAAAUAAUUAUUGCAAAGAAAUAUGUUGUUGAUCUUAAUAUAUAACUGUGUAUCAAAAAAUGGUGGAAUAAACACAAUUUGUCAUA